Eimeria tenella is the source of this 522-nucleotide messenger RNA. RefSeq lists its product as uncharacterized. Gene Ontology annotation, biological process: P-body assembly; cytoplasmic stress granule assembly. Gene Ontology annotation, molecular function: mRNA binding. The annotation marks the transcript as partial. The transcript is spliced from 3 exons. Gene Ontology annotation, cellular component: P-body. Lineage: Eukaryota; Apicomplexa; Conoidasida; Eucoccidiorida; Eimeriidae. The record is from RefSeq and is a predicted model, not a curated record.
AUGAGUUCGCAGCCGGCGGGGGAAGAGCUGCCGUACAUCGGCAGCAAAAUUUCCUUAAUUUCAAGUUCAGACAUUCGCUACGAAGGCAUUCUGGACUCGAUUGACCCCGUCGCCUCGACAGUUUCGCUGCGCUAUGUGCAGUCCUUCGGGACAGAGUCUCGCCCGGUGGCUCUCCAUAUUCCUCCCUCUGCAGAAAUCUUCAACUGCAUCGUGUUUCGCGGCAAACACAUUAAGGACCUGACAGUAUGCAGCGAGCCCGAGCCGCCGGCCCCCCCAGUGGCGGCUUACCCCCACGACCCAGCCAUUCUCAGCAUGGAGAUGGCGGGGCCCCUGGGGGCCCCCCAGCGGCCUGGGGGGAGCUCGCUGCUGCGGCCAGGCCUGGGUUCGCCCCCUAGCCACGUGGGGAGGGCCCCCAGCGGGGGGCCCCCCCCCGUGUACGGGGGCCUCGGGGGGGCCCCCAACGAAAUGGCUGAGGCCUGCUGCCCCCCUGCUGCUGCGCUGCAGGGCCGGGGGGUUUGUGGG